Daldinia loculata is the source of this 483-nucleotide messenger RNA. RefSeq lists its product as uncharacterized. The coding region runs from base 1 to 483 and encodes 160 amino acids. The transcript has 2 exons. The record is from RefSeq and is a predicted model, not a curated record. Lineage: Eukaryota; Fungi; Ascomycota; Sordariomycetes; Xylariales; Hypoxylaceae.
AUGUGCUUAAACCAGCCGUACUACACUCAGGCGGUCGAAAAUCCACCCGAGCUUAACCCAUUUACCAAAAUCCAACCGCAAAUUGAUGCUCUCAAUAUAAUGCGUCUUCACAGCGUGAAAGAUGCGGCUGCAGAGCAAAGUGCAUCUGGCCAAGAUCGAGUGAGAUGUGCUUAUAUGAACAUAAUAGUCAAAGUGGAUCUUGGGACCCUGAACGCCGUGUCUGAGAUCUAUACGGCUGAGCUUGAACCCCUGAAGGGAGUUGAAAACGUAACACUAUCUUUAACUCUGCAGCCGUACCCAGUUUUGUCAAUGGAACAGUCAACUACACACGGGGGCAGUUCUCUGGGUCUUGAUGCCGCUGAAGGCCCACUCGUCUCGGUUCUUCUUCUUUCAUAUUGGAAGAACAAGGAAGAUGACAAUGCGGUGCUGGGGAUGAUGAAGGAUGCGCUCGACAAGAUCAAAGCAGACGCAACUGAGCGGUAA